Homo sapiens (human) is the source of this 7197-nucleotide messenger RNA. It is a transcript of the gene USP38, whose product is annotated as ubiquitin specific peptidase 38. Gene Ontology annotation, biological process: ubiquitin-dependent protein catabolic process; protein deubiquitination. The record is from RefSeq and is marked validated. Lineage: Eukaryota; Metazoa; Chordata; Mammalia; Primates; Hominidae. Bases 2016 to 3779 code for a protein of 587 amino acids. Gene Ontology annotation, molecular function: cysteine-type deubiquitinase activity. Gene Ontology annotation, cellular component: cytoplasm; nucleus. The transcript is spliced from 11 exons.
ACUUCAAAAUCCGGGUCAAAGGGUGUCGCUUCGGUCUCUUCUCCCCGGCUGAUCCCAGCACUCUCCGUGACAGCGCCUCCUGACUCAGCCCAGGACCGGCUUCUUCUCACGACCUGCUGGAGACUGGACGCCCACACCUGACCCGGAACUCGGAGGCGUGCUUCCUCCACCCGCCGGCUAGCAGCCCCGGGCCCUGAGCUCCCGCCGACGCCGCUGGGGGGCCCGACAGGCCCCUCGGCGCUGAUGCUGAGUGGGAUCGAGGGCCCGGGGCGGCGGCGGAGUACGGGCCUCUGGCGCCUUAGGCCAGCCGCAGGUGUCGGUUCUUAGGCUCUCCAGGCUCGCUAGCUCCCGCCCCGGCUUGGAUGGGUCUCCCUGCGCCAUAAAUGUGGCUGCUGAGGCGGCGGUGGCCGUGGCCCGUCGCGCUGCUGCUGCGGCGCUCCAAGUUCAUCUCCGCCCCGGGGCUCUCCUGCCCCACCUCGGGGCUGCCGCCACCCGCUCCUUAUCCCCUGGCCCUGGCCUUGCAGCGUGGCGACAAUGGACAAGAUCCUGGAGGGCCUUGUGAGUUCCUCGCAUCCCCUGCCCCUCAAGCGGGUGAUUGUGCGGAAGGUGGUGGAAUCGGCGGAGCACUGGCUAGACGAGGCGCAGUGCGAGGCCAUGUUUGACCUGACGACCCGGCUCAUCCUGGAGGGCCAGGACCCUUUCCAGCGGCAGGUGGGGCACCAGGUGCUGGAGGCCUACGCACGAUACCACCGGCCAGAGUUCGAGUCCUUCUUCAACAAGACCUUCGUGUUGGGCCUCCUUCAUCAGGGCUACCACUCUCUGGACAGGAAGGAUGUAGCCAUCCUGGACUACAUUCACAACGGCCUGAAGCUGAUUAUGAGCUGUCCGUCGGUGCUGGAUCUCUUUAGCCUCCUGCAGGUAGAGGUGUUACGGAUGGUGUGUGAGAGGCCGGAGCCGCAGCUCUGUGCCCGACUGAGCGACCUUCUGACCGACUUUGUGCAAUGCAUCCCCAAGGGGAAAUUGUCCAUCACGUUCUGUCAACAGCUGGUUCGAACGAUAGGCCAUUUCCAGUGCGUGUCCACCCAGGAAAGAGAGCUGCGGGAAUAUGUCUCCCAGGUGACAAAAGUGAGUAACUUGCUGCAGAACAUCUGGAAGGCCGAGCCUGCCACACUACUGCCUUCCCUGCAAGAAGUUUUUGCAAGCAUCUCUUCCACAGAUGCAUCAUUUGAACCUUCUGUAGCAUUGGCAAGCCUUGUGCAGCAUAUUCCUCUUCAGAUGAUUACAGUUCUCAUCAGGAGCCUUACUACGGAUCCAAAUGUAAAAGAUGCAAGUAUGACCCAAGCCCUUUGCAGAAUGAUUGACUGGCUAUCCUGGCCAUUGGCUCAGCAUGUGGAUACAUGGGUAAUUGCACUCCUGAAAGGACUGGCAGCUGUCCAGAAGUUUACUAUUUUGAUAGAUGUUACUUUGCUGAAAAUAGAACUGGUUUUUAAUCGACUUUGGUUUCCUCUUGUGAGACCUGGUGCUCUUGCAGUUCUUUCUCACAUGCUGCUUAGCUUUCAGCAUUCUCCAGAGGCGUUCCAUUUGAUUGUUCCUCAUGUGGUUAAUUUGGUUCAUUCUUUCAAAAAUGAUGGUCUGCCUUCAAGUACAGCCUUCUUAGUACAAUUAACAGAAUUGAUACACUGUAUGAUGUAUCAUUAUUCUGGAUUUCCAGAUCUCUAUGAACCUAUUCUGGAGGCAAUAAAGUCUUGCUCUGUUGCCCAGGCUGAAGUGCAAUGGCAUGAUCACGGCUCACUGCAGCCUCUACAUCUUGAGCUCAAGUGACCCUCCUGCCUCAGCCUCCCAAGUAGCUGGGACUCCAGGAUUUUCCUAAGCCCAGUGAAGAGAAGAUUAAGUUAAUUCUCAAUCAAAGUGCCUGGACUUCUCAAUCCAAUUCUUUGGCGUCUUGCUUGUCUAGACUUUCUGGAAAAUCUGAAACUGGGAAAACUGGUCUUAUUAACCUAGGAAAUACAUGUUAUAUGAACAGUGUUAUACAAGCCUUGUUUAUGGCCACAGAUUUCAGGAGACAAGUAUUAUCUUUAAAUCUAAAUGGGUGCAAUUCAUUAAUGAAAAAAUUACAGCAUCUUUUUGCCUUUCUGGCCCAUACACAGAGGGAAGCAUACGCACCUCGGAUAUUCUUUGAGGCUUCCAGACCUCCAUGGUUUACUCCCAGAUCACAGCAAGACUGUUCUGAAUACCUCAGAUUUCUCCUUGACAGGCUCCAUGAAGAAGAAAAGAUCUUGAAAGUUCAGGCCUCACACAAGCCUUCUGAAAUUCUGGAAUGCAGUGAAACUUCUUUACAGGAAGUAGCUAGUAAAGCAGCAGUACUAACAGAGACCCCUCGUACAAGUGACGGUGAGAAGACUUUAAUAGAAAAAAUGUUUGGAGGAAAACUACGAACUCACAUACGUUGUUUGAACUGCAGGAGUACCUCACAAAAAGUGGAAGCCUUUACAGAUCUUUCGCUUGCCUUUUGUCCUUCCUCUUCUUUGGAAAACAUGUCUGUCCAAGAUCCAGCAUCAUCACCCAGUAUACAAGAUGGUGGUCUAAUGCAAGCCUCUGUACCCGGUCCUUCAGAAGAACCAGUAGUUUAUAAUCCAACAACAGCUGCCUUCAUCUGUGACUCACUUGUGAAUGAAAAAACCAUAGGCAGUCCUCCUAAUGAGUUUUACUGUUCUGAAAACACUUCUGUCCCUAACGAAUCUAACAAGAUUCUUGUUAAUAAAGAUGUACCUCAGAAACCAGGAGGUGAAACCACACCUUCAGUAACUGACUUACUAAAUUAUUUUUUGGCUCCAGAGAUUCUUACUGGUGAUAACCAAUAUUAUUGUGAAAACUGUGCCUCUCUGCAAAAUGCUGAGAAAACUAUGCAAAUCACGGAGGAACCUGAAUACCUUAUUCUUACUCUCCUGAGAUUUUCAUAUGAUCAGAAGUAUCAUGUGAGAAGGAAAAUUUUAGACAAUGUAUCACUGCCACUGGUUUUGGAGUUGCCAGUUAAAAGAAUUACUUCUUUCUCUUCAUUGUCAGAAAGUUGGUCUGUAGAUGUUGACUUCACUGAUCUUAGUGAGAACCUUGCUAAAAAAUUAAAGCCUUCAGGGACUGAUGAAGCUUCCUGCACAAAAUUGGUGCCCUAUCUAUUAAGUUCCGUUGUGGUUCACUCUGGUAUAUCCUCUGAAAGUGGGCAUUACUAUUCUUAUGCCAGGAAUAUCACAAGUACAGACUCUUCAUAUCAGAUGUACCACCAGUCUGAGGCUCUGGCAUUAGCAUCCUCCCAGAGUCAUUUACUAGGGAGAGAUAGUCCCAGUGCAGUUUUUGAACAGGAUUUGGAAAAUAAGGAAAUGUCAAAAGAAUGGUUUUUAUUUAAUGACAGUAGAGUGACAUUUACUUCAUUUCAGUCAGUCCAGAAAAUUACGAGCAGGUUUCCAAAGGACACAGCUUAUGUGCUUUUGUAUAAAAAACAGCAUAGUACUAAUGGUUUAAGUGGUAAUAACCCAACCAGUGGACUCUGGAUAAAUGGAGACCCACCUCUACAGAAAGAACUUAUGGAUGCUAUAACAAAAGACAAUAAACUAUAUUUACAGGAACAAGAGUUGAAUGCUCGAGCCCGGGCCCUCCAAGCUGCAUCUGCUUCAUGUUCAUUUCGGCCCAAUGGAUUUGAUGACAACGACCCACCAGGAAGCUGUGGACCAACUGGUGGAGGGGGUGGAGGAGGAUUUAAUACAGUUGGCAGACUCGUAUUUUGAUCCUGAGAGAGUCCAAAAUGCACUGGUCACGAAACGUCUAAUACUAUGACUGUUAAAAUGUCAGACUAUAACAAAUAUCUAUCUUUUAUUUUUCAUUAGACCCUUAUACUUCAAGAGAACACACUCAGUGCUUGUUUUUAUUUUCUUGACACAUUUAUUAACAAAAUGCAUCAUGGAAAAAAAAAUCUACCUCUUAAAAUUCCAUUUGCUUUUAUGGUUAGACAUGCUUGACCAAAAAUGUUCAGAAGAAAAUAUGUACCUGGUCCCUAAUUAAGCUGCGUUAAAUUUGGUAGAAGCAUUUAAAUGGUCUAUCUUCAGUUUUACUGAACAAAAAAUGUAAUUUAUUUAGCAUUCUUUAUAAAAGAAUUGAUGCUAGAGGUAAAAAAAAAUACUUGUUUUUAAAAAAUCCUUUACGUCUUGUGUAAUUACCCCAUUAUUAAAUUCAAGUCCUUGAAAAUCAACUAGAGAUUAUAAAGUCUCUAAAGAAGGCAAUAACAAAAUUUAUCAAGAUAUAGUACUUUUCAGUUUUUGUUUAGUGUCUUCAGCAUCACUGUGUCUGUAUUUCAAGUACAAAUGUUUUUAAAAAGGAUUCUUUAUACAUAUGUGCUGAAUUGAUUUUAAGAAAGUUGCAUGAUCCUGUAGGAGCAACAUUUUUACCUAAAAAAUGCUAACUUUAUAGUAUUUCUAAUUGUUCAAGGAUUUUAAAAUUCUAUUUCAGGGAGUAUAUCUUCUGUGGUUUUGAAGGAGGUGAGUUCUGUAUGUGCCUUGCAGUACUGUAAUUCAAAAAUAGGAAUCUUUGGCUGCAAAAUUUUAAUGAAAUGUUAGGAAGUAAUUUUCGUGCUAACAUUAAAAUUAUAACUUUUUGAAAGGUAAUAGAUUUUCCAGAAGUAAAAUCUGAUGGUUCUAAAUCAAUCAAUGUGAUAGUUCAUUUUUAACUCUUAGAAGAAUUCAGAGGAAAUUAACCCAGCUAAGUAAAAAAUCUGUCUUGAUUUUGUUACUUAUUCCUCAGAAUAUUAAACAUUGAUCACAUAUUUUUAGAGUUUUACAUUUGGGUUUUUUGUUUGUUUGUUUCAGUCAUAUGUUUGGCACUGUUGUUUCUAUUUUCGUAGUUUUAGAUAAAAUGUUAAAAUGCCAAACCCUACCUUCCUACACUUUUUCUUUUGCCAGGAAACUGGAAACAUGUCAGUUCUCCUGGUUCUUGAUUAUACAGUACUCAAGAGUUAUCCCAGUUAUCCCCCUUCCUAAAGGUUUUAACUUAUCCACAGUUGUGCAUUGUUCUGAAGAUUGGUCUCAUAUUUAUUUUGAAAACACUUUAAGGAAACAAUGUUCUUCGAUGAUUUGGGGUUUAUCUUUUUCCCAAGCUUUUAUGACAGUGGUUAAAAAACAGAAAUCCUCAUGUUUAUUCCAUUACCUCCCAUUCCUAACCUGUUUCCAAUCACCAGGAAGAUUAGGAAGGCAGAUUAGAUUAAAAACUGAAAAUUCUUUGCAGAUUUAAUGAAGGUUCUCCUCCUUAUAAAUGAAUGAACCAGUUAUCAUGCUUUUCUGUGGUUUUCCUAUCCCAAUAGUGAAUUUCUGAGCUAUCCUGUGUGUUCAGUUAUCCACUUACUUGAUAGCAACUUACGACCAGAUUAUAUCAGUCUUGGCAUUUAUUGAAAUUGGUAAAGUGAUUUAAUACUUGAUAGAUUGAUAUUGGGCUAAGAUGCUUCUAGGAACUUUCAUAAAAGCAAUUAUACUUGUGCAGCUUUAUCUAUGAAUAUCAGGUCUCUCAAGGAUUUUAUGUAUCAAGAUAAUAUGUAUUGACUUUUUUAAAUGAUAAAAUGAAUUCUAGUUAGAGUCUUUCCUUGGUAUCUGCAGUGGAUUGGUUCCAGAACACCAUCCCCCAAUAUUAAAAUCCACAGAUACUCAAGUCCCUUAUUUAUAUAAAAUAGCACAGUAUUUGCAUAUAACCUGUGCACAUCCUCCCAUAUACUUUAAUCUCCAGAUGAUUAGAUAUGAUUGCAUAGCACUUACGUUGUGCUAUGUAGUUGUUAUAUUGUUUUUUCAUUUGUACUAUUUUUUAUGAUAUUUAUUGGUUUUUUAAAUUUUCUAUCCAAAGUUGUUUGAAUCUAAGGAUACAGAGCCUGAGGAUAUGGAAAGCUGACUAAAUAUAGUAACACUGAAGAGUAUUCAAAUGAUAACUCAUACCAGUACCAAAAACUUGAAGACUUCCUUUUAACAUUAAAAAUACAGUAACUUUUUACGUGAUUUGUUGAAUUCAACAUAUUUGGAACCAGAAUAAUCAGAAACUUCAUUCAAAACCUAUGCAUCUGAACUUUUUUAGUAAGGUAAUACUCAGGACUGUUCUGAUUCUAACAGAUCCCUGUUAAUUACAGAUUUAUUUGUCAUAUUAGGUCUUUUCUUUCUCCCAUAUUCCUAACCCGUGUACUAGCUCCAACUGUUGUGAGGUUUGACUCUGAAGACUGAGUAGAGUACUAUUGUUGUUUUUCUUUCCUUAGUCAGAGUAAUCAGUUUAAAUGAAGUUGCUCAUUGCUGCUAAGAAGCAUUAGGCUUCACUGCUAGCAAAAAUGAAAAACUACAAAUCUGAGUCUUUCUUUCAAAGAUGUUUAUUGACAUAAUUAAAGUAAAAAAUUGUUUAGAGAUAUGCAAAGAAGGAAAUAUAUAUGAUGUCACACAAGCUCCAGUAAGCUAUCCACUAAGCAGGUGCCUGUGCAACUCUGAUUUAUGGCAUUAACAUAUCAAAUUGAAGGAAGGAUUCUAGCUCAUUUUCCAUUCAAGCAUCUUCCCACUGCCUCUCUUCCAGCUAAAUAAUCAGAGAAGCAGGGCAGUAUAUCCCUGGAGAUCCCUGACUUUUAUCUCCAUACCUUAAAUUGUUGGUAGAUCCUUUGGAUGUAGAGAUAAAAAUUCAUUAUGAUGCUAGAGGCAUUGGGGGGUCCAUGCGAAAGGUUCAAACAGCCUAUUACAUUAAUGCACAUGUGGAAAGAACAAAAAUUUUCAAGCUAAGUCUUAAGUUCAAAUCUAUAAUUUUUUUCUCUUCAGUUCUGUUCUUUGUAUGAUAAUCCUUAAAAAAGUAGUUGUCUUCUUUUCACAUACACCUCUUUAAAGCUAUCAUCUUAUAAUAAGUGGAAUUGGAUGCUUAUUGUGUGCCCAGCACAGUUUAGGAAAAAAAUAAUUGGCACUGUUUGUCCAGUUACUGGAGAUCUUCAUUUUGAUGCUUUGUACUUUGUUCCAGGUCUUUAAUUCUCAGUCCAUCUUUUCCUAUGAUUGUGUACUUCACAUGAUACAUUCCAUAUAAAGAGCUCUUUUAAAAUGACUAUUUCAAAAAUACUGUACAUUUAUAUAUAGUAUUUUUUCUCAUAAAAAUGUGAUAGUUUAUAUAUCCUUUCAUCAUACGUUUUUUCUAAUGAGUUUAGAUUUCUGA